AUGGCACCACAUUUCAGGGCUUCCUCCAGGCUAACCGUGCCGAAGCUCGAGAUCAACUUUGACACACCGAACCGGGAUCGCUUUCUGCGGGAGCAGUUUCCCGAUCGGCAGUACUACACGGUUCUCGGCCGGGGAAGCUACGGAGUGGUGAUAAAGGCACAGUACAAAGGUAAACCGGUGGCGGUGAAGAUCGUGGAAAAACAUAGGAAAUACCGCUGCCGUCACGAUUCCCUUCGGAAUGAGUCCAACAUGUUAAACCGAAAGCAUGGUAAUAUAGUGCGAAUCCUCAAGAUCAUAUCCGGGGCUCAGUAUGGGUUGGUUAUUAUGGAACGUUUCGACGGACAUUGUUUGCAGAAUAUAUUGAAUCAAGAUUAUUUUAUCACCGUUUACCAUCAAUUGAUGAUUGUGUGCGACAUCAUCAAUGGGUUGUGCUUCUGUCACCGUCAGCACAUCGUUCACCUUGACGUGAAACCUCAGAAUGUAAUUGUUUGUCUGCUAAAAUCAGGUUGUCAAUCCGGAGGGCAGUGUCCCCACGUAAGAAACUACACCUGUAAGCUGUGUGAUUUUGGUUCCUCAAUUGUGUUGAAUGAGUUUAACCUAAAUGAAAAAUCCAGUCAUCGAGGAACUAUUCGUUACAUGGCGCCGGAGUUGCUUCGCGCGAUGGGUAACAUCUCGGAAGCGGCCGAUAUUUAUUCGCUGGGCAUCACUAUGUGGCAGUUGAUCGAGAGAAGAGAUCCGUACGAUUCGAUCGUCUCGAACGAAGCCGUUGCUUAUAACGUGGUCAAGAAAAAGUUGCGCCCCGAUAGUGUAACGACCGCGGAUAUUCGUCCGACGGAGCCAAUUACAAUCCCGCAAAGAAGUAGCGCUCUGCUGCAGGUUCCCACCACUUUUCGCUCUCGUAAAAAGAGUGAUAGUUUACUGGAACUUGGCAGGAUGAAUUUGAACCAAAAGGGUAACUCGCACAUGAGCCUUCGCAGUAGUAUUCUAGUUUCCUCCAACAACAGUCCAGGCUGCUUGCAGCAGCCAAACGUCGAUAGUGCAACCGCUGCCGUAACCGACGUCCUGAAGCAGCAGGGCAUCGACCUGCUUGGCUCCGGCUCGACAGCCGGCGGUCACGCUUUUGGCGAAUCGUGCUCAGCCGAACUAGACCCGGCUGCACUGGAUGCAAUUUUCAUGCCAUCCGUGGCUGUGCUUCCUGUCGAUCAAAAUUACAUCCGACAGGAGUAUCGUGCUUUGUACAGGAAAUGCUGGCAGCAUGAGGCGGCCCUCCGGCCCACCGCCGGCGUUGUCCGUUCCACGUUGCACGGAAUGUUGGAGCGAAUUGUUUGUUGUAAAUAG
Sabethes cyaneus is the source of this 1338-nucleotide messenger RNA. It is a transcript of the gene Mos, whose product is annotated as dual specificity protein kinase zak2. The transcript has 2 exons. The coding region runs from base 1 to 1338 and encodes 445 amino acids. Gene Ontology annotation, molecular function: protein kinase activity; ATP binding. The record is from RefSeq and is a predicted model, not a curated record. Lineage: Eukaryota; Metazoa; Arthropoda; Insecta; Diptera; Culicidae. Gene Ontology annotation, biological process: protein phosphorylation.